AUGGAACGUGCAACAUUGAAAAUUGAAAUACCAUUUACUGAUCAUGCUCAUUGUAUUGGAAGACAAGGUAAUCAAAUUCAAAGUAUUAUGUCAGCAACAGAUACACACAUACAUUUUCCUGAUGGAAAUCGUGAACCAAAUGGAACAAAAUCUAAUCAAGUAUCAAUAACCGGUACAAUAACAUCAAUUGAACAUGCUCGUCAACGUAUAAAAGAUAUUUUACCUAUGACAUUAAAAUUUUUGAUUCCAUCAAAUAAAUUCCAUCAUAUUAUAAAUGAUGAUUGUUCAUUAUUUAAAACUGUUCGUACACGUUUUAAUGUUAUUGUUCUUUCACGUUCAUAUAUUAAAACUGGUGAUGUCUAUUGUAUUGUUCGUGGACUUAUUAAUCAAUCAGAAUUAGUAGAAGCAACAGAUUAUCUAAUUCAAGCAUUUUAUGGUUCUCAAGCAUCAUUAACUAAAGUAACAUGUCAAAUUGAAGUUAGUGAACAAUAUCAUAUUUAUUUACAAACUCGUCAACAAUCAAAAGAUAUGUGUAUUGAAUCUAUUGAACAGUAUACACAUACAACUAUACAAUUUCCGACAAUAAAUAUUAAUGGUUACGGAAGAAGAACAUCGGUGAUAAUAACAGGUUCUCCAACAGAAGUUUGUCAAGCAAGAAAAUUAUUUGAUUUAUGUUUACCAAUUAUUUUAACUUUUGAAGUACCGAAUGAAAAAGAACCAACACGUGCUCAAAUUAUUUAUAUGAGAGAUAAACUAAAUGUCACGACGAUUGUCCGAACACGUAAAGAUAAAUAUGGAAAAUUAAUAACUGUUCAAUCACAAGAGUAUAACAGUGAUCAAUUAUUUCGUGUUAGAUCGAUUAUUCUUGGUUUAACAGAAAUAAAUAAUGAUAAGUCUCUAUUUGAUCUAAAUUCAACAUCGACAUUUUCAUCUGAUCUUUCCAUACCGACUACAACAUGUACCUCUUCUUCGACUAUCUUAUCAACUAAUCAUACAGUAGAUAGUAUAUUAAUACCAAUUGAAACUUGCUACGUAUCACCAAUAGAACAUACUGAUACAUUACUUGUACCAGAAAAUAAAAUGAUUACAGCAAAAAAACCAUCACCAAUUGGUCACGAACGUUCAUCAAUACGAAAUCUCGAUCAAAAUUUAAUCAAUUGGUCAACAACUAAUGAUCAACUUCCAUCAGGAAAUUUAGAUUUUUCAUUAUCUCAAAAUAAUUAUUCAAGAGAAUUAUUAACAUUAUUACAUUCUACAAAUCUAGAAAAAUAUUAUUCAACAUCCUGUAACUUAAAUAAUUCAAUAUCAUAUAUAAUCGACGAUAUAACUACUAACAAUUCUCAUUUCUCAUUCUGUUGA
Molecule: messenger RNA, 1359 nt
Organism: Adineta steineri
Lineage: Eukaryota; Metazoa; Rotifera; Eurotatoria; Adinetida; Adinetidae
Source: the annotation of a GenBank genome assembly